GUCGAUAUCCACCGAGGAGGGUUGGAAGUACCACCUCCUUAUUUAUUCUUACUUCCUCACGUACCCAUCAAUACCAGUUUAUCCCAUCCCCUCUUCUCUUUCUCUCUCUCUAUCUCUUUUUUUAAUCUUUUUCUUUCCUCUUUCUGUUGGAUGUAACACUCCGGUCGCCAUUUACUUUCAGAAAGUGACAGAAUGGGGGUCCUGAAAAAGACGCUGGACAACAACUUCGUCUUUCUAAUACUGGCGGCGUAUCUGGUCCUUUGUGAAGCUCAGCCUCAACCAGGUUUCUGUGUGAUGUAUGAUGAAUGUGGUAAAAACCCAAAUGUAGGAAGCUCUCUGAUCCCUGCAAGAAUACCCUGCAAAAGCUAUCAGAAAGCCAGACUAGUGACAGGCCAAAACUACCAGCUGCUGAAGAAGAAUUGUCCAAUGUUGGACCGAGGUGUUGGUGAAACAUUUGCCUGUUGCACAAGUACUCAGCUGAACGCCCUGGAAGACAGCCUGUCACUAUCCAAAGCUGUGCUACUCCGAUGCCCGUCGUGCGCUUACAAUUUUGCCCACAUACACUGCAUCACCACGUGCAGCCCUGACCAGAGCCAAAUAGUCAACAUCACCAAAACUGUGAACUAUACGAACGCUGGAGUGACGAAAGAUGCUGUGGUUGCGUACCAGGCUUACAUUUCCGCCGGCUUCGCCGAUGCGUCCUUCAGGUCCUGCCAGAACGUGCGAAUUCCAGCAACAGGUGGAUUUGCCAUCGCUACCAUGUGUGGCCGAUACGGUCAUAAGCUGUGCACGCCUCAACGUUGGUUAGAUUUCCAGGGUGACACAAGCAAUGGUCUGGCUCCACUUGAUAUUGAUUUUAGACUCAUAUCACCUGGCGAGACUUCACAGGUACCAGCAGGAAUGGUUCCAUAUGCAGGCUUGGCUAUAGGAUGUAAUGAAACAUCGCCCACUGGUGAAGAAGAGUGCUCUUGCCAGGACUGUCUGGAUUCUUGCCCUCCAAUUCCUCCACCUCCACCUAUACUGGAGAAUUCCUUCAUGGUUGGGGACAUGAACGGUGUCCUUUUCUACUGCAUCAUUGCCUUUAUAGUUUUGUGCCUCCUCAUCUUUGGCUUCAUUAUGGCUAAGUUUUUCUACCAGACCAGGAAAAGUAAGAAGUCAAAAGGGGGCAUGGACAAAAAUGCAAAUGAAGUAGGAAAAAACCAAACAGUGAAUCCUAAAGAUGUGACAUGCUCUGAUCGAGCAAGUCUGGCUGUUCAAAAUUUCCUGGGUUCAGGCUUUCAGACAUGGGGAACAAUCAUGGCUAGGUAUCCGAUGACCGUGAUCAUUGUGUGUCUGGUAGCAGUUGUGGCAUUUUCAAGCGGGCUAAUAAACCUAGAGCUGACCACCGACCCUGUUCAGCUUUGGUCGGCUCCCAACAGCCGUGCUAGACGUGAAAAGGACUUCAAUGACCAGCAUUUUGACCCCUUCUUUCGUACCAACCAGCUGAUUCUGACAGCUCCAGGGAGACCAGGCUAUGAAUAUGACUCCUUGCUGUUUGGCAAAACAAACUUCAGCGGCCUAAUCUCUAAAGACCUAAUUUUGCAACUAUUGGAGCUUCAAGAGAGAAUCCAGGCAAUCGAGUUCUGGUCUGAUGUUCUUAACAAAACUGCCAGCCUUAAGGAUGUGUGCUAUGCACCCCUCAAUCCAGAGAACCCUGCUGUUACCGACUGUGCUAUCAACAGUCUUCCUCAGUACUUCCAAAACAGCCUAGUUAAUCUGAAUGCAAAGGCUAACAUGACACAGCUCGGCGUGACUAAAGAAGUUGACUGGAGAGAUCAUUUAAUCUACUGCGUCAACUCUCCGCUGUCUUUUAAAGACAUCACUGCGCUUGGUAUGAGCUGCAUGUCUGACUAUGGAGGACCUGUGUUUCCUUUCUUGGCUGUAGGAGGAUAUGAAAAUGAAGACUACACAAAUUCUGAAGCCUUCAUCCUCACGUUUUCUCUGAAUAACUAUCCACGUGAACACCCAAAGUUCAAAGUGGUGCAAGAAUGGGAAUUAAGAUUCUUGGAAAUAGUACAAGAGUACCAGAAAGAUCCCAGCACAAACUUUACAUUCGCUUACAUGGCUGAGAGAUCUUUAGAAGAUGAAAUUAACAGAACUACAAUCGAGGACAUCCCCAUUUUUAUGAUCAGCUAUGCGGUCAUUUUUCUGUACAUUGCUGUGGCUUUAGGGGAAUACUCAUCCUUCAAACGCAUUCUGGUGGACUCAAAGUUCCUUGUUGGCCUAGGGGGUAUACUGGUAGUUGGCUGCUCAGUCCUGGCCUCUAUGGGUUUCUAUGCUUGGGUAGGAAUCCCGUCUUCGCUCGUCAUUCUGCAGGUGGUCCCAUUUUUAGUUCUGGCUGUAGGAGCUGACAACAUCUUCAUCUUUGUUCUGGAGUAUCAGAGAGACAUACGCCACCCAGGAGAGAAGCGGGAGGAGCAGAUUGGUCGAGUCCUUGGAAAUGUCGCUCCCAGCAUGCUCCUUUGCAGCAUGUCAGAAUCUGUAUGCUUCUUUCUGGGUGCUUUGAGUACGAUGCCUGCUGUGAGGUCUUUUGCACUCUACGCCGCUUUAGCCGUUCUCAUGGACUUCGUGCUGCAGAUGACUGCGUUCGUGGCACUGCUGUCUCUCGACGCUCGCCGACAAGAUGCAAAUCGCUGUGAAAUAGCUUGCUGUGUCACUGUAAAGAAGCCACGUUCUUCCAAACCCAAUGAGGGAUUUCUUCUCCCUAUAAUGCGGAAAUAUUACGCCCCAGUACUGCUCCACCCCGUCUGCAGGAUCGUAGUGAUUGUGCUGUUUCUCUUCAUGUUCUGUGCCUCCAUUUACCUUAUGUUUAAUGUGAAAGUGGGAUUGGAUCAGGAGCUGGCCAUGCCAACAGACUCAUACAUGUUGACAUACUUUGCCUACCUGUACAAGUAUUUUGAGGUUGGGGUUCCCGUAUAUUUUGUCACGACAAGAGGCUACAACUUCUCAAAUGUUGACGGUAUGAACGGAGUGUGUUCCAGUGUUGGCUGUGAUCAGUUUUCCCUUACCCAGAAGAUCCAGUACGCCACAGCGUAUCCUGAGAGAUCCUACUUGGCUAUCCCAGCAUCCUCCUGGGUAGAUGAUUUCAUAGACUGGUUGAAUCCUCAGUCGCGAUGCUGUCGGCUUUACAGCUUUGGAGCCAACGCAGGGAAUUUCUGUCCAGCUUCUGAGUCUUCCUUAGUGUGUUUGAAAAAGUGUAUGGGCAAUCCGCCCAACGGCGUACUGCGUCCAGACGUCGAAGAGUUCAAUAAAUAUCUCCCAAGCUUCCUCAACAACCGGCCAGACUUACUGUGUCCCAAAGGUGGUUUGGGAGCUUAUGACACAUCCGUGGUCCGGGACAAUGUGACAGGAGAAAUAUUAGCAUCUCGGUUCAUGGCGUAUCACAUUCCUCUCACUAACUCACAGGAGUUUACAGCAGCUCUGCUCAAAGCGAGAGAACUCGCCCACAACAUCACUAUGACAAUGAGAAAUCUGACAGACACGGCGCCUGACUUCGAGGUCUUCCCCUAUUCCAUAACGUACGUGUACUACGAACAGUACACUAGCAUCGUAUAUGAAGGCCUGGUGAACCUCGCGCUCUGUUUGUUACCUACCUUCGUGGUGUGCUGCAUCCUGCUCGGCAUGGACUUGUGCUCAGGCCUCCUCAACCUCCUCACCAUAGUGAUGAUCACCGUGGAUACAGUGGGUGUCAUGACGCUGUGGAGCAUCGACUACAAUGCCGUCUCGCUAAUCAACCUCGUCACGGCUGUGGGGAUUUCAGUGGAGUUUGUAUCUCAUAUAACACGGUCCUUUGCUCUGAGCACUUUACCCACUAAAGUAGAGAGAGCCAAAGAUGCUACAGCUAGGAUGGGCAGCGCGGUGUUCGCGGGCGUCGCUAUGACCAACCUGCCUGGAAUCAUUGUGCUGGCGUUUGCUAAAGCUCAGCUCAUUCAGAUCUUCUUCUUCCGGCUGAAUCUAGUCAUCACGCUAUUGGGGAUGGCACAUGGCCUCAUCUUCCUGCCUGUACUGCUCAGCUUCUUUGGUCCGUCUGUAAACAAGGCCUUGCUGCUGGAGCUGCAGAACAAAAAAGCCAUAGAGUUAGUGCAGUGCGACAAAGCAGUUUACGACAACGGCGGCUUUGAAAGGACCGAGAAUCACGUCAGUUCUGAGCCCGACUAUGCCACGACGCAGCCUGACACCGCUCCGCCAGCACCGGAAACGCAGGAGCAGGAAAUGACACCAGAACCGAGCACAAGCUACAAGUUUUAACAGUCAUAGGAUGACCUUCCUGUUCUGCUGCUCUUCCUCCUGCUUCCAGAUCGUUAGCAGAGAGAGAAAAGGAUGGUUUGUUAACUUACAGGACUCUGUCAGUAUACACACUAGUGCAAUAUAAGGGUCAGGAGUACUGCUUUAUACGGAUAAAGCUUUUUUUUCACAUGAUUUAACUGCUCUAACAUACAUUUUCUAAGCAGAAAUGUUGGGCUAGGAAAGAGUAAUAUCGCUUCAAUUUCCACAUCACGCCACCUGCCGGAACAUAUAUUAUUAUUUUUAUAUAUUAAUUUGUAAAUGAAUAAUGAAAAGUAGUCACAGACAAGAUGCAUCAGAUGCUUACAUUUGCACACACAGAUGUAAAGAAGUUGGAGGUCUUUGGGCAAUUACAAUUAACAGCUAGUCAAAUGCAGCUGCUAAUUGUUAGCGUUUGCUAAUAAACACUAGUAGCUAUGGACCUUAAAGGAUUAAAAAAUAGAUUUUGUGAAGGCUACAAUCAUUAAAUGGAGCUUUUAAUAACACUAUUCUGCUAUGUGGUUUAUAAAACAAAUCACAUGCUACUUGACUUGAUGUGAUAUUUACAGAUAUAUAGAUGUUAGAUAGAUAGAAACAUAAAAUUUAGCUAAGAGCAGAUGGUGCUAGUUCAUUAACUAGACGGAAACAUAGAUACACUUGCAAUGCUAACAAAGCUAUACUUAAAUGAACAUGCUAAUCAUUUUGUUAGCAAUGCUAGUGCUUCUAUUUUCCAUAUCUUUCACCUAAGCACUGAGACGAAGCAUCGACUUUUUAACUUUUCGAUAUUUUUAACUUGUGAUCUACACGAUGUAAGAAUUACUCGUUUUAUUUGUCGUACAUAGAUGCUAAUUUUUUUUUUUAGAUUGCAAGAGGUGCACUAACAUCUCUAACAAAACUAUGACAUAAACUAACUAGCUUAUAGGUUUACUAGCUAUACUUGUGCAUCAGCUAACCACCGAAGCAAAGCAUUUCAUUUUUUCACAUUUCAAUAGUUUUAGACCAUACAGCAACUUUUGUCAAGGUUAAAAAGAUGGCUGCAAAGUUAGCCUUUAUACCGUUAGCCACUUAGCACACAUCUAAUUUAGCUGCUGUAGGAAAUGACAUGAGCAGCAGUUUGGAAUUUAAGCAUAUUUCAGAAUUUCACAUAAAAACACAUUUUGGCUCUGAGGAAGCUAAUCAACUAGCUUAGCUAAAACUACUAACAACUACCUCGGCAGAUUUCUCCACGAACACAGAGUGAGAUAUUGAAUAUAUCUAGGUUUUAUUCACAUAACUCACCAAGAUAUAUUCUGCUUAUUAAAGAACAUAUUUGUUAGAGCAGGACAAACAAACUGUCACCUCUAAGAGCCUUAACGUAGGCUUGUUAACCUCGUCUUGUAUGUUGACUCUUGCCUUCUCUUCUCAGCCUGCACUCGCACUUCAUUAUAGUCGUGGAAGCUUGAGAGAGAAAUUACUUCUUCUUCUUCUUCUUUUUUUUUUUUUUAAACAUUUUAUCUUUUGUUCGUUGUACUGUAUUUUACGUCACUCCAUGACAUUUGCAUAUAAUGUUUUUUUUUCCUUCUUCUUCUUUUUUUCCCCCUAAAACACUACUGCUACCAUACACUCCAUGGAAUUGAGCCUGCUGUUUGUGUCAUGGAAUAGAUUAUCUUGAUGAGAAAUGCACUCUGGUUAUUUGUGUCUCUGUGUAUGUGAGUGCAAAACAGUCAAACUGCUGAUAGUCGUUAAGACAGAGAUCUAAUAAAAGACGUAACAGGACCGGA
This is a messenger RNA of Tachysurus fulvidraco (yellow catfish), 6062 nucleotides long. It is a transcript of the gene npc1l1, whose product is annotated as NPC1-like 1. The transcript is spliced from 19 exons. Gene Ontology annotation, cellular component: membrane. The record is from RefSeq and is a predicted model, not a curated record. Lineage: Eukaryota; Metazoa; Chordata; Actinopteri; Siluriformes; Bagridae. Gene Ontology annotation, molecular function: lipid carrier activity. Bases 193 to 4287 code for a protein of 1364 amino acids.